This is a messenger RNA of Myripristis murdjan (pinecone soldierfish), 2163 nucleotides long. RefSeq lists its product as uncharacterized. NCBI's taxonomy places the organism in Eukaryota, Metazoa, Chordata, Actinopteri, Holocentriformes, Holocentridae. Bases 1 to 2085 code for a protein of 694 amino acids. Gene Ontology annotation, biological process: regulation of apoptotic process. The transcript is spliced from 10 exons. The record is from RefSeq and is a predicted model, not a curated record.
AUGGAACGUGUCACACUCCUCUCAGAAGACAGGAAGAUGGAUAUGGAAUACAUGACAGCAUCUUCAGCGGGCGGCACAUCUCCGGGCCGACAUGCAGAGAAGCACCCUAAGAAGAAGAUGCCAUGUUCCUGUUUGGCGGUGAAGCAGGAAGUUGGCCUGCUGUCAAACCAGGAGCUUCUGCUGCAGGUCCUGAUGGAUCUGACGCCGCCGGAGCUCAGCAGGUUCCAGUGGCUCCUCACCCGUAAGGUUCUGCACAACUUUGCUCCCAUCCCUCCACACUGGCUGAGCUCAGCCGACGCCUGGAAAACCACCGAGACCCUGCUGAGGUGCUACCAGGAGGAUGGAGCGCUGAGGCUGGCGGCGGAGAUCCUGAGGAUGAUGGGCUGCGCCGAUCAGGUUGAUGAACUCUGCAAUCGAUGCUGCCGGACGCCGGUUCCUUCAUGGCCCGCGACAAAUCCAAAACCCAGAGCGAACUGUGUGGAGGCGCUGCGGCGGCAGCUGAUCGACGGGAUGCAGCACGCGGCGGACGUCCUGGACGCUCUGCACGCACACGGACUUCUGGGUGAGGCGGAGACAGAGGCUAUCAGCAUCUACGCCGCCAGGAGGGAUAAGAACCGGGCGCUGGUGGACAUGGUGCUGAGGAAAGGUGCCCGAGCCCAGCAAAUGUUCUACCAGGCCCUCAGCCAAUCAGAGCCCUUCUUACUGGAGGAGCUGGACUCCAUCUCCAAGAGGCAGCCGAUGCCCGUUCACGUCGGGCAGCUGGAGGUGGACUUGGUUUCGGACGAGCAGAUGCUUUUGCACUGGCUGGUCAGUCAGGAGACGCGAGGAAGAGGCGCCCCUGCAGAGCUGGCGGAGGCCGUCGCUCUGGACUUCCUGCUGAGCAUCGUCCCGCCGCCGAGUCUGGGCCUGCAGGGCAAAGCAUCAUGGGUAAACACCAGCUGUGAGGACGGAGCAGAGCCGCAUGCGGACACGACGCUGACUGAGAUUACACCUGAAGUCCACGAGGAGGGCGGCCUGUACAGGCUGCGCUGUCCGCAUGCCGGAGCGUUUCGCUGCAAGCUGACCGGGUUGGUGUUGGAAGGCGACGGUGAUGUCACCUACCAGACGGUUCCCUGGGACAGGAAGUUCCUCGCCAGGAAAGGCUGGCAGCCGGCGGGACCUCUAGUCAGGUUCACCUGCCUGAGAGGAACGUUCCACCGCCUGCACCUGCCGCACUGCCAGAUCCUCUCUGACGGCGGGCAGGACCUGCUGUUUGUGGCCCACGUGACGGAGGACCGGGUCGACUUCAUCCGGCCUCAGAGGGUAACCGACAAGAACGUGGUCAUCAGCAUAUCCGGAUUCUCCAGCUUCGGUCUGGUCAGGAGAACCGAGUCGGCGGAGUCCAACGGUCCCAUCAACGGCAUGGUGCUGCUGUUCCACCAGCCGUCGGACGACCCGGAGCUCUACGCCUCGCUGUAUGUUGUGCUGCUGCCCAGGAACGCCCUGAUCCCUCAGGUGACACGGGAGUGGAGGAAGAGGAGCGGGGCCCAGUAUGUUGAAGCUCUUCCAGACUGCGAGCUGAUCCCAAAUCAGACGUACAGACUGUCUGGGAGUCCCGUCCAGCUGAUCCAGCCUGAGAAUGCAAAGUUUCUGAACUUUGAGGACUAUGACAACUACACGGCGUCAUUCGAGGUCCAGCUCGCCGUCGAUGUGAGGAAGCUGCAGCUGGAGCUGCGGCUCAGCCACUCGGGCCCGGCGUGGCUGCCCAGCUGGCUGUUCGGCUCGCACGAGUCCUCGGUGUGGAGCCGGGUGGUCACACUCAGAGCGGCUGCAGCUGCAGGCGGUGCAGAAGGGAAGUUGGAGAUGACAGAGACUCUGCUGGAGACCCUGAACUCCCUGCCGACCAAGGAGCUGGAAACCUUCCAGCGGCACCUGAGCCAGCGGCCGGACCCGCUGCCCGUCAGCGCGCUGGAGGGCGCCGACAGCAUGGCCACCGUCCACAAACUCAUCCAGAAAUACCACGCCGACGGGGCUAGGGACGUGGCUGUCGAGGUGCUGAGAAAGAUGCAUUACAACACUCUGGCCAGUGAUCUGCAGAGGAAGUGACUGAGCAAUGGGCAAAUCCCAGCAUGCAUCAUGGUGGCGGUGGCGGCGGCUUGCUGCGGCAGAGCGGAGCCUGGCUUC